CCUCCAUCCGUCCCCAUCAUUUUCAACCAGAGCCCAAAAAGGAUAUAGCAAAUUGAAGACGCAAGCAGAUGAUUAUCCAAGAAAGAAUAGCUCUUGCCAUCCUCGUCUUGACACUAACAGUGUCUGCAACCACCGCUACUUUCGAUGCAUCCCCAGAAGACCCAAUUAUACUCCAGGUCACUGACGAUCAUAUUCCCAAACUUUACCACCGGAAGUUCAUGAAAGGAGCUCUUCUUUUGGGCACUGAAGAGAAUUUCAAGAUUUUCAUGAAGAAGUACAACAAAGAGUAUGCUACUAGAGAGGAGUACGUGCACCGCCUUGGAAUCUUCGCCAAGAACAUCGUCAGAGCCGUUGAACACCAGGCGCUGGACUCCACGGCAGUCCAUGGGGUCACGCAGUUUAUGGACUUGACGGAAGAAGAGUUUGAGAGGAUGUACACUGGCGUUAUGGGAGGUGGGGCACACGUAGAGGAUGUAACGACGUCGUUUGUGGGAGCUGGUGGAUUGCCCGAGAACUUUGAUUGGAGGAAAAAGGGUGCUGUAACUGAUGUGAAGACGCAGGGUGCUUGUGGAUCAUGCUGGGCUUUUAGUACCACUGGAGCAAUUGAAGGAGCCAAUUUUAUUGCAACUGGGAAGCUUCUCAAUCUUAGUGAGCAACAGCUGGUGGACUGUGAUAAUAAGUGUGACAUGGUGGACAAACGUGCUUGCGACGAUGGUUGCGGUGGUGGUCUUAUGACAAAUGCCUACAGGUAUUUGAUGGAGGCAGGCGGGUUAGAAGAGGAGAGUUCAUAUCCUUAUACAGGGAAAAGAGGUGAAUGCAAGUUUGAUAAGGAGAAAAUAGCAGUGAGAGUUGCAAAUUUUACCAAUAUCCCUAUUGAUGAGAGCCAAAUUGCAGCACAUUUAGUCCACCAUGGACCUCUGGCAGUUGGAUUGAAUGCAAUCUUUAUGCAAACUUACAUUGGAGGUGUCUCAUGUCCACUCAUCUGUGGCAAGAAAUGGAUCAACCAUCGAGUUCUGCUUGUAGGAUAUGGUGCUAAAGGUUUCUCCAUUCUUCGGUUCGGCUACAAGCCAUAUUGGAUCAUCAAGAACUCAUGGGGUAAGCAAUGGGGAGAAGAGGGCUACUAUCGCCUUUGCAGGGGACAUGGCAUGUGUGGAAUGAACAGAAUGGUCUCUGCAGUGGUAACUCAAGUUUCUUAAAUAAUGCUUCUGCUCCUCCAUGCACAAAAAGGGGAGAGAGAGAGAAAUAAGAAGAAAUUGUUGCCUGCAUGUUGAAUUUAUUGUGGAUGGAAAUGAGUUUGAACAGCUUGUUAUAAUUGAAUCAUAUGUAGUCCCUCUUGCUGCUUUUUUGGAAAAAUAAUUUAGUUGAAGCCUAGACUUUUACAAUUACAA
This is a messenger RNA of Hevea brasiliensis (rubber tree), 1388 nucleotides long. RefSeq names its product probable cysteine protease RD19D. The record is from RefSeq and is a predicted model, not a curated record. Gene Ontology annotation, molecular function: cysteine-type endopeptidase activity. The transcript has 4 exons. Gene Ontology annotation, cellular component: lysosome. The coding region runs from base 69 to 1196 and encodes 375 amino acids. Lineage: Eukaryota; Viridiplantae; Streptophyta; Magnoliopsida; Malpighiales; Euphorbiaceae.